Salvia splendens (bonfire salvia) is the source of this 1344-nucleotide messenger RNA. Its product is annotated as UDP-glucose iridoid glucosyltransferase. NCBI's taxonomy places the organism in Eukaryota, Viridiplantae, Streptophyta, Magnoliopsida, Lamiales, Lamiaceae. Bases 1 to 1344 code for a protein of 447 amino acids. The transcript has 2 exons. The record is from RefSeq and is a predicted model, not a curated record. Gene Ontology annotation, molecular function: quercetin 7-O-glucosyltransferase activity; quercetin 3-O-glucosyltransferase activity.
AUGGAGCCAUCAGGGCGGGGACGACGCGUGGUGCUUGUCCCUUACCCUUUCCAAGGCCACCUCACUCCCAUGCUUCAGCUCGGCGCCCUUCUCCACCGUUGUGGCUUCUCAAUCACCCUCGCCCACACACGCUUUAACUCUCCCUACACCUCCCACUAUCCACACUUCCAUUUCCUGCCUCUCUCGGACGACCUCGACGGCUUCGACACCUCCUUCCACAAUCUGCUCAAUGUCAUGGCCGCCAUGAACGCCAACUGCCUGCCCUCGUUUCAGGAACACAUGCUGAACAUGCUCGAAACAGAGGAUGUAGCCUGCGUCAUUUAUGAUAACAUCAUGACGUUCGUCGACGUUGUCGCAACUAGCCUCAACCUUCCCACCAUCCUUCUCAGGACUACUGCCGCCGCCUACAUGCACUCCCACCUUGUCCUCUUCCACCUCAUUGCACACAAACGUCUUCCUUUGCCAGAGUCCGAGGUGGAGCUUCCGGUUCCGAAUCUGCAUCCACUGAGGUACAAAGAUCUCCCUGUCCAGGCCACACAGAAACUCCCAGAACAAGUACGGCAAUUUCUACUGAGCUACAUGAACAUAAGAUCAUCCGCAGCUGUGAUUUGGAACACUAUUGAAACACUGGACCAAUGGCCGCUGCAGCAGCUCCAGCAACAAUGGCCGGUCCCCUUCUUCACCAUAGGCCCACUCCACAAAAUGGCACCACCUCUGCCUACUAGUCUCAUGAAGGAGGACGCAUUCUGCCUCUCGUGGCUCGACAAACGGCCUCCCAAUUCCGUCAUCUAUAUCAGCUUAGGCAGCAUGGCCACCAUCAACCAAGAGGAGUUGCGUGAGAUGGCGCGCGGGCUGGCCAAGAGCGACCACCCGUUUCUGUGGGUGGUGCGUCCCUCUCUCUUGAACGGCUCCUCGGAUGCGAUCGAGUCCUUGCCUGCAGACUUCAAGGAGUUGGUGCCGGAGAGGGGGCUGGUGGUGGACUGGGCCCCCCAGAGGAAGGUUCUAGAGCACCCUGCCGUGGGGGGCUUCUUCAGUCAUUGUGGCUGGAACUCCACUCUGGAGAGCCUGUGUGGGGGCGUCCCCAUGAUUUGUAGGCCGUGUUUCGCGGACCAGAUGGUGAACGCGAGGUACCUCACCCACGUGUGGAGGGUCGGGGUAGAGCUGGAGAGUGUUGGGGAGAAGAGCGUGGAGGGGGCCGUCAGGACUCUUAUGGGCAGCGACUGCGGGAGGGGGAUGAGGGAGAGAGCGGUGGAGAUGAAACUUGAGAUUGAGCGCUCCGUGGGACGAGGGGGCUCGUCUUCGGAGUCGCUCCAUCACUUGGUCAACUUUGUUGCCUCCUUGUAA